AUGUUGGACGUUCUAUGGAUCGCCCUGAUCGGGACGGGCGCAUUCGUAGUGCUCCUUACUGUUGGUUUCCUGGUUCACGGUAGAAUCGUCAGGAAGCGGCACCAACAGCAUCUGGAUAGCUUGAACCAGGACCUGCAAGCAUAUCACCGAACGCGACUUUCCGCCUACGACACUAACUACGCACACGUUGGGCCACCUCAGACGAAUCCCCGGAGUAGCCAAGAAGUCCAGCAGAUUCACUCAGAAUGGUCCGCCCUCGGAUCACAGGACCAUCUCGAAGAAGAGGCGGCGGUGGAAGCUGCCUCCGCGCGACCCGAUACAAAUCCAAUGCCGCCCAAAUCGAAGCGCAAAAAGAGCCUGCGCGAUUCAAUAUAUGGUCACUCCGGAAGCAACGCCCCAAAGACGAGGCGACAGAAGAAGAUCGACAAUACGAUAGCCCUGAAAGCCAUGAACCGAUCGCCGUUAUCUGCCAUUACCGAGUUGACCGACUCGACGGCACCCUUGAAUGAACUGCCGAUGCCUGUCGAACUGCCAACAGAACCUACACCGAAACUGCCAGCAGCCGAGAAUGAGCCUCUUGUGUCCCCUAUCCACUCAAGGGUCGGAGAGUCCUUUCCUAGCACCAAGAAGCGCCCUCCACCCUUGAGUCCCGUCGAGAUUGACACGCCUAUAUCACUGAAGAGGGAAUCGAGCUUCGGGCAGUCACAAGAGCCCCAACUCUCGCCCGGCAUGGCUUCCGUGUCCGAAGCACCAGAUAGUCCACUGCCGCCGCUACCAACUUUUGAGAGCUGCAAAGCCUCAGGUCCGAGGCGAAGCUCACAAGUAUCCACGCUUACGGUUGACAGCUCCGUGUUGGGCUUCCCAUCUCCGUCGGAGCUCAGUCUUCCCCAAGUGAACUCGGGCAUGCAGGAGUUCGAUUUCGGUUUCAACAGGUCGAAGCCACCUCUUGCCCCAUCGCCAGGCAGGCCUCCAUUCUGGCACAGUGGUGGUCUCGGUGUCCCCUCCGUAGUCCCGACCUUCGAGUACCACAGUCGCGAGACAAGUGCAGCGCCGGAGGGUCGAGUCUCUGCGCUGAAAACAGGAUCUGGCACAGAUGUUACUGCCUGGAGUCCUGGACCAGACUUCUUUUUCGGCUCUCAGUAUUCUAGCCCUGCGCAGCAUCGACAUUCGAUCCAGGGUCCCCGCCUUUCGAAACGUAGCCACGAAGUCAUGAGAGAAGGUCGACAAAUAGGCGGUAACGUGUCGCCUACCGCCCUGAGACCGCGCCCUGCCUCGAUUGCAAGCAGCAAGCCGUUUCGGGACAACCAACCCAUCCGUUCUGUCAGUAGGGGUCACCGCCGCCAGAAUUGCGUACGCAUCAGCAUCCCUGUCGUGCCACCUUCCCGUAUGAAUAGUCCCAACGCGCGCAGCCGCCGGCCGUCCGAUAUUUCCGAAGCCUCCGAAGAUAGUGACGAGGACGGUUCUGCAUUACCGAACAAAGUACAAGUCGUGGACGUCAGCCCGAAGGAGUCGCCCGAUACUCGUCCUCGCGUGCAGACUCGGCGCUCCAUAGUCGACGAGAACGGAUCUCCAAUCAUCUCCUCCGUUGCCAACCGUUCUACGCUUGCCUCCUCGCAACAAAAGCGUAGCCCUUCCCCGACCCAUAGCUCUCCCAGCGAUGAACGCCGCGAAUUCGAGGACUUGUGGACGCAGCCCGGAAAUACUAGCGAGGAUUAUUCAACGCCCGACCUCUUCGCGAACCCAUCUAGCUGGGCUUUGAGCCCUACUCCAACAAGCGCGAGGACACUGGGCGGCCCAUUCAAGUCCAGCGUCUUCGAGCACCCUAACAGCGAGAACUCAUCGCCUAUCCUACCUUCGCCAUGCAAACCAGCGCCAGUGGUCGCUUCUGCUGCGGCUGACACGACAGGACCAACGACCGCCCGUCCUCUCGGACCGCGACAGGCCCCCGCUUUCCCAUCCACAAACGUGAACUUGCAUCGCUCGCUUUCAAAGAUCUCCUCCCCGGCCACCUCACCCAAAACUAUGGGCCCAGUAAGAGACUCCCACGAUCGCCGACGUUCGUCUACCACCCUCCCCAAUCCCACGACCGUGCAAUCAGACGAUCAAGUGAGCGACCUCCGCCAGUCUGUGACUUUACUCCGCAGUCUCGACUCCAACGGACGACUCCUCAACACAAACUCCAGGCUCUGGGGUCCCGAAGGUACGCCCAAGUUCCAGACCGAGGCGCAAAAUCACGAAGACUGGAAACAGCUCAACGCACUAUGGGAGGUCAGCAGGACUAACAGUGUGGCCUCGGUGAGCACCCGCGCCACGCCUGUCAUCCAUACACGCAACAACAGCACGGCAGGUACCGGCAGCGCUAUGCACUCGAGGAUGUCCAGUAUGGGGCCAGGAGGCAGCAUGUUCGGUAGCACCAAGCGCAAGAUGAACAGGCCGCAGUCCCACAAACGGGAUUUCAGUAUAAGCAACACACUGCCGCCUAUCGCCAGCCGUCCUCGUUCAAGCCUCCUCAACAACAACGGCUCCCCUUCCCGCGACUCCCAGUACAGUCUCGGCGGCGUCUCCAUUUGGGAAGACGACAGCAUCCAUGGCGACUCGCCCGAGCCAGCCUCCGGACAGGCAAGCCGACGGGGCUCUGUGGCUAUCCCGCCGCGGCUGGAGUCGCUCCCUCAGCAGCCUGUUCAACCGCAGGCGGCGCUGCAGCAACAGGAGCAGCUGGGGAGGACGAAGCAGAGACACCCGCAGCAGCCCAUAGGCCUGGGCAUUAUUAUACCGCCACUGGCGUACAAACCUCCAUCGCAGCCGCUGGGUCCUAGUCCGACGCAGAAGGAGCUCAUGACGCGGUAUUUCGGCGAUGUGGAUUGGAGCACAGGGGACGUACCGACGGAGAACCUCGCUGUCCUACCUACGCCCACCUCUCCUACGCCACUCGUGAGUCCUAUAUCUGCCAAGCCGGUGUCUGGCCCAGGACGUGUCUCCAUGAAUCGCGUCCAUCGGCGUGGACGGAGUGACGACAAGGCCGUGACGGCAGAGGUGCUGAAGGAGCUCGAGCUGCAGCUCAAACUAGACGAGGCGCCUCCGACGCCCCCAUCAGAGCCUCACCCAGCGCAGACGCAGACCUUCGCCCAGUACAGCCGUGGCUGGGCCUUUCCAAUGCCGGGCUCCGGAUCGCGACCUGGGAGUCGGGGUCAGGAUCAGGGUCAGGCGCAGAAGCGGAAGGUCAGCCCUGCGCAGCAGCGCUUGAAGGAUGACUUGAGGGAGCGCGCCGCACGGGUCACGUCUGGAAUGGCAGCACCGGGUCCCCAACGGGGUGCUGGUGGCGCGGGAGGACCGGUGAUCGGAUUCGCGACGCCACCACCACCACAACAACAACAACAACCGAGAGAGCAGCUGAAGCAAGGACCACAGCAGCAGCAGCAGGGAUGGAGGCCGAGAACGAGGCGCGAGGAUAGCUUGAGGAGUCCACUUUCGGCCGCAGGAAGUCUGUGCAGUACAAAUUCUGGUGUGGACGGCGCGCUUGGGCGUGGCGGUAGCAGCAGCGUGAUCAGUAUGAUUGCGAGUGCGGGCGCGAGCGUGGACCCAGGCGUGGGCACAGGCGCAGGGAGCGAAAGCGUGCGGACGACGAAGAGCUUUUACGAUGUCGAUGGGUUUCUCAAGGAGGAUGCUGCUGCUAAUAUGAGCAGCCCGUUGGGAGGCCAAGGGAGGCGGUUUCGACGGAUGCAGGGGUCAUUGUCUCACCGGGACUAA
Cyphellophora europaea CBS 101466 is the source of this 3747-nucleotide messenger RNA. RefSeq lists its product as uncharacterized. The transcript has a single exon. The coding region runs from base 1 to 3747 and encodes 1248 amino acids. Lineage: Eukaryota; Fungi; Ascomycota; Eurotiomycetes; Chaetothyriales; Cyphellophoraceae. The record is from RefSeq and is a predicted model, not a curated record.